GGUCUGUUAAAACACCCACAGGGGUACCUGAGAUUGGGGCGACUAUCCCCGCUGAUUUUGAUCCUACUGCUGAUAUGCAGUACAUGAUUGACAACACCAUGUCUCAUGUUGUGACUAAGGCCCUCACAUCAGCCAUGGGGCUGAUGUCUGAAUCUAUCUCACAGACUAUUACACAUGCUCUACUUGGGGCACAGAAAUCGGCCCAGCCGAUCACUACCCAGGCUUUGCCUGCAAUAGCCCCUUCACAACCUCACACUGGCCGCAAGGCCACUGCAAAAACAAAACACUCUUCAAUCUCACAGAUGGACAGCUACACACCUGUCACAGAUGGCGCGUCUAAUAUACCACCGCGCAAAAGAGCCACUAGCCGGGCAAAAUCGGCUAGGUUAUGGAAACGGGCAAAAGCCCAACUAGAAUCUGAGUCAGAUCUCAGCGAGAUUGAAGAGGAGACCG
Molecule: messenger RNA, 453 nt
Organism: Pelobates cultripes (western spadefoot toad)
Lineage: Eukaryota; Metazoa; Chordata; Amphibia; Anura; Pelobatidae
Source: the annotation of a GenBank genome assembly